UAGUCCGCCUAGACGUCACUGUCAUCGAGUUUUCAAAUUUCAGUUGUCAGUUGUCAGCCAAGCGAGGCGGACGUGUGUGUUACUCAGUGAACCAGUGCGCGGAGCUUUUAAACAUGGCUCUGCUACGCCGGCUGGCAGUGAACGCUCCUCGUGGGAUUCGCGUACUCUCCACGCCAUCCUCGAGUCGGGACGAGCUGGACCUGACGUUCAACAGCCCGAAAGACGCUUUCAAGAGCAAGAAGACCAGCGAACUAGUGCGGGCGUACCUCGUCUACCAAAUAUGCUCGAUCAACUGGAUCGUCGAGAACAACGACAUGUUGAUGAAGAGGCUGCGCCAGCUGGUCGGGCAGCGCAUGUUCGAAGCCAUCAUGAAGGCAACCUUCUACGGGCAGUUCGUGGCUGGCGAGGACCAGAACAAGAUCAGGCCUACCAUUGAGAGAUUGCGCUCAUUUGGCGUGAAAUCGAUCCUCGAUUACUCCGUGGAGGAGGACCUCUCACAGGAGGAGGCUGAGAAGCGCGAAGUCAGCGCCUCAGUGUCAGUAUGCGGGGACAUGGCCGAAGAGGGCCAACUCCGCCAAUACCACGUGGAGCAGCGCUUCGCUGACCGGCGCUACAAGGUGACCAGCGCCCGUACUUACUUCUACCUCAACGAGGCCGCUUGCGAGAAGAACAUGGAGGCCUUCUUGAAGAGCAUUGAUGCGGUGGCUGCAAUCACAAAGGGCACAGGGUUGAUGGCGAUAAAGUUGACCGCUCUCGGCAGACCACAAUUACUUCUGCAACUAUCGGAGGUGAUAAUGCGCGCACGCAACUACAUGCAACAGAUAGCAGGUGGUACGGGCAACGUGCUCACACACCACAAGACGAUCGAGGACUUCCAGCGGUACCUGGGCGAGCACUCGUCCAAGCCCGAGGUGCAGGACUUCAUGAAGAAGAUCACUUCGGAUAAGGAGGGCGUGCUGCACCUGUUCCCCUGGGAUCGAAUAGUGCACCUGUUCCCGUGGUCGAACAUCCUGGACAAGGACAUGAACCUGUCGGACUCGUUCCGCGUGCCCGACCCGCAGACGGGGCAGAUGCGGCGGCUGAUCUCGCAGAUCUCGCCCAAGGAGGAGGAGAUGUUCCGCAACAUGCUGCGCCGGCUCAAUCAUAUUAUACAGGUGGCAGCUGAAGCUGAUGUGCGCAUCAUGAUCGACGCGGAGCAGACGUACUUCCAGCCGGCCAUCUCCAGGAUCUGCUUGGAGAUGAUGAGGCGGUAUAAUAAGGGAAGGUUCGUAGUAUUCAACACUUACCAAACGUACCUGAAGAACACGUACAAUGAAAUAGUGACGGACCUGGAGCAGGCCGAGCGGCAGGACUUCUACUGGGGCGCCAAGCUCGUGCGGGGCGCUUAUAUUGAACAGGAGCGAGCGCGAGCUGCGGCGAUGGGCUAUGAGGACCCGACGUGCGAGAGCGUGGAUGCGACCACCAACUCCUUCCACCGAUGCUUAAAGGAGAUCCUUAGCAGAGUCAAGGGCGAGCGUCAGCAGAAGCUGGGCAUAAUGGUGGCGUCGCACAACGAGGACACGGUGCGGUUCGCCAUCGAGCUGAUGCGGCAGCACGGCAUCGCGCCCGACGAGCGGGUCGUCUGCUUCGGCCAGCUGCUGGGCAUGUGCGACCACAUCACCUUCCCGCUCGGUCAAGCCGGCUACUCGGCGUACAAGUACGUGCCGUACGGGCCGGUGCUGGAGGUGCUGCCGUACCUGUCGCGGCGCGCCAACGAGAACCGCGGCUUCCUCAGCAAGAUCAAGAAGGAGAAGGGGCUGCUGCUGAAGGAGAUCGGGCGCCGCGUGCUGACCGGCCAGGCGUUCUACAAGCCCGACGGCAGCUACACGCCCGUGUAGGCGCGCUACGCCGUAGCCGCGUAGGAGUUUCGUUCACUCACCGCUUCGGUUUAUUUUCAGCGCCAUCUCGCGGCACCCGCCGGUACUUGGAUGACAUUUUAGUUCGGUUUAACUUCGGGAGUGAGAGGGGGGCGUUGGAAACACACGGCGUCGCGAGCUUGGUAGGGUAGUUGGACGGUUUCGCGUAUUGUACAUACUAUUGCCGCCGUUGCUCGAUCGAAUUGUAGGUUUUUUUAUCUGGCAACACUCGAAUCUGAAUACGUAAUACGCUGAUUUUGUUUCGCGAGCCAAAUCUUAUUUUUUAUUAGACAUUUAAUUUAAUGUUCUUCGCUGUUGAACAGCGGCGCUUUGUUUUUAUUUUCUCCACUAUUGGCGAGGUAUUUAAUACGAUAUCCUUAAUUUUGAUGUAUUUUUCUCGAUUAUUAGAUAAUUUCGUUGUUGUUUCAUAUUAUUUAAUUUAUUCUCUUCUUUUCGAAUAU
This is a messenger RNA of Colias croceus (clouded yellow), 2356 nucleotides long. RefSeq names its product proline dehydrogenase 1, mitochondrial (gene slgA). Lineage: Eukaryota; Metazoa; Arthropoda; Insecta; Lepidoptera; Pieridae. Gene Ontology annotation, cellular component: mitochondrion. The transcript is spliced from 13 exons. The record is from RefSeq and is a predicted model, not a curated record. The coding region runs from base 114 to 1877 and encodes 587 amino acids. Gene Ontology annotation, molecular function: FAD binding; proline dehydrogenase activity.